AUGAGCGUCCAGGAUGCAGUUGACGCCUCGGAGCAUUACGAGGUGUACAAUACUGACGACAUACCAUCGCUCUGCACCAUUGUCAUCGACACCAACCCACGAGCCUGGGCCGCCCUCACCGAUGUCCUCCCCAUCUCCAAAGCGAUAGCGAACAUCUUGGUUUUUGUCAAUGCCCACCUCGCAUUUAGCAACUCGAACCAGGUCUCCAUCAUAGCCGCCCAUACCAACCGCGCCGUCUGGCUCUAUCCAGCGCCGCCAAGGCAGGGUCGUUCUCAGGAUGUCGAUAUGCAAAAUGCUGCCAGCGACAGCAAAUCCUCCUCUGCCAAUAAAUACCCCCAGUUUGCCCAAAUAGAAAACUCCCUCCUAACUUCUCUCCGCGCCCUCAUAAACGACACUACCGAUGCCGACCUCGCCUCGACAACGACCCAAAUAUCCGGCGCCCUGACCCUCGCCCUCGCCCACAUCAACAAAACCGCCCUGUCCUUCACCGCCUCCUCCACAGCCGCCCACGCUGCGACGAACACCGGCACCGCCAUGACAGCAGGCACCGCAGUCGGCCCGAACCCCGUAUCAAGCACGUCUAUGAACGGCGGUGGCCUCGCGGGCCUACACGCACGCAUUCUGAUCCUCUCGGUCAGCGACAGCGCCCCGGCGCAGUACAUCCCCACCAUGAACGCCGUGUUUGCCGCCGCCCGCGCCCGCAUCGCCAUCGACACCCUCUCCCUCCGCGCCGCCGAGCCACGCGGGCUGCUUCAGUACCUCAUGUUCGGCUUCGGCAGCGGGACUGCGCCCUCCAACCCGUCAGGCGGCGCAGACUCGGGCAAGGGCCCAGCCAGCUCCAAGACCGCCACCGCCGGCGGCCAAGGAACCACAGCAGCAGGAGGAAGACAUCCUAGAACAGCCAAGCUCGGGCUGGGCGCGAGCGUGGCGGAGCUGCUCGUGACCCCCAGCGCGGACGCGGUCGACUUCCGCGCGGCAUGCUUCUGUCACCGUAACGUGAUCGACACGGGCUUCGUCUGCUCCGUCUGCCUCAGCAUCUUUUGCGAGGUGCCCGACGGCGGCGAGUGCCUGACGUGCGGCACCGCGCUGGCCUUGGGGAACUACGGGAAGCGGCCGGUUGUGGCGGGCGGUAGCAGCAACGUCAGCAACGGAAGCAGUAGCAGCAGCGCUUCGCCGGGCGUUGGGCGGAAGGAGAAGAGGAAGCUGGGAACUAAUGGGGAGGUUUGA
Chaetomium globosum CBS 148.51 is the source of this 1227-nucleotide messenger RNA. RefSeq lists its product as uncharacterized. NCBI's taxonomy places the organism in Eukaryota, Fungi, Ascomycota, Sordariomycetes, Sordariales, Chaetomiaceae. The coding region runs from base 1 to 1227 and encodes 408 amino acids. Gene Ontology annotation, biological process: regulation of DNA-templated transcription; nucleotide-excision repair. The transcript has 2 exons. Gene Ontology annotation, cellular component: transcription factor TFIIH holo complex; transcription factor TFIIH core complex. The record is from RefSeq and is a predicted model, not a curated record.